UCCCAUUGACCAGGCAUCCCUUCCGGUAGAUGAGGUCAACUUUUCCCUAGCUCCGCCAUUUCAAUCCUGGAGUUUUCUUGUUGCACAUUAGUUUUGGGGCUUUCUAGGGGCAUUUUAUCACACAAAAUAUUGUUCUUUAAGUUUUUAGUCGCGCUGCGAUAAAGCAGAAACUCUGUGAGCGGCUACAUUGUUCGCGAAAACCCGCCUCAAGUAGUAAUAGUACACCUUUUUCAAUGCGUCCCUAACCUAAAGUUUUUUGUAUGAGUUGCGGAUAAAAAAAAGAGGCGAAGGGGGGAACAAGGCCUCGAGCCUCGGGCGUUAUUUCUUGAGCCAUGGCCGGAAAUUUUGACGCAGAAGACCGUUCGAGUUGGUACUGGGGUAGGCUGAGCCGCCAGGAAGCCGUUUCUCUCUUGCAGGGACAGAGGCACGGCGUUUUCCUGGUUCGGGACUCCAUAACCAGCCCCGGGGACUACGUGCUGUCGGUGUCUGAGAACUCCAAAGUGUCUCAUUAUAUCAUCAACAGCAUCAGUAAUAACCGACUAUCCGGUUCAGCCGCUGUUCCACCUCUGGGUCUGGCUCCUCCACGAUUCCGGAUCGGGGAUCAGGAAUUCGAGGCCCUGCCAGCGCUUCUGGAGUUCUAUAAGAUCCAUUACCUGGACACCACCACCCUCAUAGAGCCCAUCACCAAAUCCAAGCACACAGGAUUUAUCAGCUCUACGGCUGGCGUCCCACCACCGCAGCCCGAGGAGGCAGAGUUUGUCCGGGCGCUCUUUGACUUCCUGGGCAAUGACGACGAGGAUCUGCCGUUCCGCAAGGGGGACAUACUUCGUGUUCUGGAGAAGCCUGAGGAGCAGUGGUGGAAUGCCGCCAACCAGGAGGGACGUGCCGGGAUGAUCCCUGUCCCUUACGUAGAGAAGUACCGGCCUGCCUCACCCACGGCAGCUGGCUCGGGCAUUCCCACGGGACAAGUCGGGGGUAUGUCGGCUGACGGAACGGGGCCCCCCCUAGCACAGGGUGACCCGGGCCAGUAUGCCCAACCAGUGGUCGCCACCCAGCUCCCUAACCUACAGAACGGACCGGUGUACGCCCGGGCCAUUCAGAAGAGGGUGCCCAAUGCCUACGACAAGACAGCACUGGCUCUGGAGGUGGGUGACAUGGUAAAAGUGACCAAGAUCAACGUGAACGGCCAGUGGGAGGGCGAAUGCAAGGGCAAGCGCGGCCACUUCCCCUUCACCCACGUGCGACUGCUGGAACAACAACACCCAGACGACGAGAGCUGAGAAACGCUCGUUAGUCGCGUCCCACCUCUCCGGCAUGUUUGUGUCAGGGUGGGGAAUGAAUAAAACAAAAACAAGCACACGUACAAAGCAAAACCACAAGCUAAACAGGUCGCAGACCCUCGAAGCCAACACGGAUGAGCUUAGAUUGAACGCCUUCUUUUUUUGAUGGACGCUAGAGCUCUGCAGAACAACUCAUGAAAAUAUUUGUGAUUACUCUGGUUGUUGUGGCUAAUGCCCCCCCCCUCCACCCCCAGUGACAUAAUUUUUUUCACUUUUUUUUUUUUUUUUUUUAAAUUGAUGAGGUAUAUGAAUGAAUGUGUUUUAUUUGUAGGUUGUGCUCACCAUGAUGAAUUCUUAACCCAAAUGGCAACUUGGCUGUGCCUGUUAUUUUGUGCUGCUCCCUUAUUACAUGUUAGAACCAAAAAAAAAAAAAUGUUUACACAUCCAGUUCAGAGAUGGGCAUGGCUUAUCUAUUACUGAUUACCAUUUACUCGUCUUGUAAUGAUGGAUUUGAAUGAUUUACUCAUUGGCUGCCAUUGACGGUGAUAGGCAUCCAAUCCAUUUGAACUGGGAGGGCUACUAGUGAACACUCAAUUAAAUUCACAGCACAAGGAUAAAAAGAUCCACAUGAUUGGAUGUCUGUCAUUAUCAAUGGCACUGAGAGAGGAUGCCAUUGUUGUUUUAUCAAGCCAAAUAAUGAGACUACAAUGGUAAAUAAAUGUAGCACAGCCUAUUUUUCUGUAGACCAACUUUGAUAAGGCCAAAACCCCCGACUUAAGUGAACAUUGUCAAAAAUGUAUUCCAUUUGUAAAUCAAAAGUGACAUUUGCUCAUUAAGUUUCUCUCCUGUUUUACAGUCUCAUUUGGGCUAACACAGUUUAAAGAUGCGCAAAGUGAUACUUAAAUCCUUAUACUAAAAAAACAAAAAAAAUUUGCGUCAAAACACUACCUUUUUACACUAGUUAUAUUUAAAACAUGACUUCUCAUGGAAGUCACUCCAAAAAAAACUAAGUGGUAAUUGAUUUUUGUGCUAGUAUUAUAAUGCGACGUGUAUUAAAGCAAGCUGGUUGUUAGCAUGUGGUGUUUUUACCGGUUUAAAUUUAAAAUGCGUAAGAGCCAAAUGAAUAAGCGAGAGGCCCGAAUGACAAGCUAGUCAGUAUUGCUUUAAGCGUUUACCAGUUUGUAUUUACACUAAUUGAACAUUGAGCCAAAUGUCUCUCAUUGAACCUUUUCCUGAUGUUUUUCAGUUGUGCUAAUCACUGAAAAUGACCCCUUGACAACGAUAGACGUCCAAUCCAUUUGAAGUAGGAGGGCUGGCAAUUGAAGUGGUUUGGACUGUCAAUAGGAUUGGGCGUCUAUUGCUGUCAUUGGCAGCCAAUGGCUUAAGCUUGCUAACAAGUCGAAUGCACGCUAGUGACAAAAAUAUAGUUUACCAGUCAGGUUAUAUGUUUAAAGGAGUGUUAGGGCCACAAAAAAAUUACAAUCAGAACGUAAUCACAAGUGCGGAAAAAAAGUUAUUGGAUGUGGCAAAUACAAGAAUUUAAAAAUCAAGAUUUACUACUUGUAGAUUUCAACUUUUUAAAUGAAAAUGGAAUGUAAAAAAAGUCCUAUUCAUUAGAUGUAAUUUCAAGAAUAGUAAUAUGUAGGGGAGAAUUGAGUUAAAAUAUUACAGCAAUAUAAUCUUUUCUGGAAAACAAAAUUGUGAAAAAUCAAGUCUUUUAAAAACAUUGCGAAUAAACCAAUUAAAAAAUAAAAAAUGUAAACAUAUUUGUCAAAAAUGAUGACAGUAUUACACAAAAAUUGUGAACAGGAAUAGAACAUUUGAAAAGUGGGUUGCAUUUUCAUGUGGAAAGUUAAAAAUUCUAUGGCGGGAAAAAUUGUCAUAUGUAAUAUUUUACGACAAGGAAUUACACUGGGUAGUCUCAAUUUUAUAUAUUUUCAAUUGUAGGGUUAAGGCAUAUAUUCCCAUUUCAAAUUGUCGCAGUUUUUCACGUCAGCAAUAUGACAUUUAAAACAUUAUGGAAAAUCCUUUUUCUUGAAAUAUGCCUUAUUGCAAAAACAAAUAUCUAAAUAGUUGUAAAUUUAAGCAGAUAAAAAAAUGAAAAUGGGGCAUAUUAAAUGUAUGGGGUCAACAAAAUUAAACCCCCAAUGUGGCCCUAAAACAGCUUUGUAUAUUGUAGACAGGAGGUAACCACGCUGCUAAUUGCUUAAAGCCUUGUUUGUGGUUUAGGUUUGUUUUUUUGACCAAGUGAAUGCUCAAAAAAUGUUCUGAUGUCCUAAAUUCAUAUGUUGCCUUGAGUGAAACAUCUUUAAUGGGAUUUUUGCAACUCACAUGUGAAUGCUGACGAAACCACUUCUGUUCACGUACCUUAAUCGAUUCUUUCACUUAUGAAAUUUAGUUAAAAACUAACAAAAAAACAAAUCUGCAAAGCACAAAAGAUUUCUGUUCCAUUCCGCGCCAUUGUUUUAAAGGACCACAAACAAGCAAAAUAUAAGAUUUUCACGUUUAUUUUGUUCAGUGUUCUAAUGUUAUGAAAAUAUGUUAUUUCAGUUUGUUUUAUUUUUCUGUAUGGUGUUGCGUGGUAAUAUACCUAGUCAAUAAAAAUGUACCAAGA
This is a messenger RNA of Corythoichthys intestinalis (scribbled pipefish), 3894 nucleotides long. Its product is annotated as adapter molecule crk-like. Lineage: Eukaryota; Metazoa; Chordata; Actinopteri; Syngnathiformes; Syngnathidae. The record is from RefSeq and is a predicted model, not a curated record. Bases 333 to 1280 code for a protein of 315 amino acids. The transcript has 3 exons. Gene Ontology annotation, biological process: signal transduction; cell migration. Gene Ontology annotation, molecular function: receptor tyrosine kinase binding; signaling adaptor activity.